Messenger RNA from Musa acuminata subsp. malaccensis (wild Malaysian banana), 608 nucleotides. Its product is annotated as early nodulin-like protein 21. Lineage: Eukaryota; Viridiplantae; Streptophyta; Magnoliopsida; Zingiberales; Musaceae. Gene Ontology annotation, molecular function: electron transfer activity. Gene Ontology annotation, cellular component: plasma membrane. The record is from RefSeq and is a predicted model, not a curated record.
AGUCCAACAAACGAGUAGUCGAUUGCUUUCGCUCUUCAAACCUCAUCAAUGGCGACUCCGAUUCAGACAAAGUUCUUCCCCAACCUCUUGUUCUUCCUUUCGGUCGCGCUUCUGCUUACCUCCGCCGUAUCAGCUUACGAAUUCCGCGUCGGAGGACCCCGAGGUUGGACGAAGCCCACUGGAGAUGAGUUGGAGAACUACAACCACUGGGCCACAAAGAAUCGCUUCCAUGUUGGAGAUUCCUUGUAUUUCAAGUAUGAGAACGACUCGGUGCUGGUGGUGGACAAGAACGCGUACAAGGAAUGCAACACGACGGAUCCGCAACUCAAGUUCGUCGACGGCAACACCACGUUCAGGUUCGACCGCCACGGCUACUUCUACUUCAUCAGCGGCAAGCCGGGCCACUGCGAGGCCGGGGAGCGGCUGAUCAUUCGCGUGAUGGUGCACUCGGAGGUGAUGCCAGGAGCAGCUCCAUCAUCUCAGCCGGGCGGCGGUUCGGCUAACACGGAGUCUGGUGCUGCCUUGAAGACCACUACUGCUGCUUCUGUGUUGAUGGCAGCUCUUGGAUCUCUCUUCGCUAUUUCCCUGUUCUCCUAGAUUAAGCUUUA